Messenger RNA from Haemorhous mexicanus (house finch), 823 nucleotides. Its product is annotated as mediator of RNA polymerase II transcription subunit 25-like. The record is from RefSeq and is a predicted model, not a curated record. NCBI's taxonomy places the organism in Eukaryota, Metazoa, Chordata, Aves, Passeriformes, Fringillidae. Gene Ontology annotation, biological process: positive regulation of transcription by RNA polymerase II. The transcript is spliced from 7 exons. The annotation marks the transcript as partial. Gene Ontology annotation, cellular component: mediator complex; transcription regulator complex.
CCAUUUUUUCCCCCAUUUUCCCAUUUUUCCCAGGAAAACGGAUCAGUGGCCCCAGAAGUUGAUCAUGCAGCUCAUCCCACAGCAGCUCCUGACCACCCUGGGUCCCCUUUUCCGCAAUUCCCGGAUGGUUCAGUUCCACUUCACCAACAAGGACCUGGAGUCGCUCAAGGGCCUCUACAGGAUCAUGGGCAACGGCUUCGCGGGCUGCGUGCACUUCCCUCACACGGCCCCGUGCGAGGUUCGCGUUCUGAUGCUCCUCUACUCGUCCAAAAAGAAAAUUUUCAUGGGUUUGAUCCCCAACGACCAGAGCGGCUUCGUCAACGGCAUCCGCCAGGUCAUCACCAACCACAAGCAGGUGCAGCAGCACAAGAUGGACCAGCAGCGUGGGCUGGGGGGCUCAGCCCCUGUUCCUGGGGCUCCCCCAUUCCUGCCUAAGCAGCCGGGGACUCUCCCUGUGACAUCAGGGGUGCAGCCGCAGGUGAGCCCAGGCCUGGCGCAGGUCGGGAUCAUGGAGGAGCAGCAGCGGCAGCAGAGCCUGUUACAACUCCGUGCACAACAACAACAACAACAACAACAACAACAACAACAACAACCACAACCCCCCCAAGCCCCUCCUGCAGCUCCUGCACCUCCCCCAGCCCCCCAAAAUCCAGGACCCCCCCAAGCUGGACCCCCCCAGCCCAACCAGGCCGGGGGGGGGGCUCUGCUGCGCCCCCAAAAUCCGGGGGCCAACCCCCAACUUCGGAGCCUCCUGCUCAGCCAGCAGCCCCAAGGUGGGGUCCCCCCCCCCGGCGCAGCCCCUGCACCACCUGCAGCCCCCCCC